Drosophila rhopaloa is the source of this 686-nucleotide messenger RNA. RefSeq lists its product as uncharacterized. The transcript has 3 exons. The coding region runs from base 51 to 551 and encodes 166 amino acids. Lineage: Eukaryota; Metazoa; Arthropoda; Insecta; Diptera; Drosophilidae. The record is from RefSeq and is a predicted model, not a curated record.
CAAAGGGAUUUCUCUCAAAAUUGUCAAAAAGAGUUUUCAAAUUUCCUUAAAUGAAAUGGUUAAUACUACUGUUGCUCUCAAUUUCGGUUCAAGGAGGUCCUCCGGAAAAUAAAAGUUGCAUAGCUUGUGUGAUGAUAAGAAAUAAUCAUGGACAGCACACAGGUCACCAGUGUCAUCGUGACGAUGAAAUAGCAGUAAGCGGAAAUUCCGAAACUUUUGAAAAUAAAUAUCCGCAAUGCGUGCCAGAUCAGUAUGAGAUAACACGGAAAAUCAACGAAUACUGCUGCUUUUGGUCACCGGAAUUGGGCUGCUCAAUACUUUUUGAUAGGGAAUCUUUUGACGGACCUUCUAAGGCCUGCAGUCGAUGUCGAGCAUAUUGCAUUGCUCCAGAUGACCACGAUGACGACAACGGAAGGUAUACGAAUUCCGGACACAUGAUAGCGAAAGACUGGUCGUUAUUUUUUCUAUUUUUUACUUUAACAAUUUUUGGCACAACUGCAAUGUUUAAUUGGAUUGUAAUGCAACAAGUAGUUAUACUUAUAUUGGGAUAAUAUUAUACAUAUACCAUAUUAAUUGUACUGUAAGACCAAUGUUUUAGUGAUACAGAUAGCAAGAAUUGAAAACGUUCAUUUAAAACAUUUACCUUUGGACUGUAAAAAUAAAAAUAUUUGUCAAUUAUAAGGUUA